AUGGAACACAUAACGACAGUUCAUGAAACUCCUCCUGACUUUCAGUGUCAAAUUUGGUAAGAAAUGAGAGUUGAGUUGUGUCAAAGAUAAUUGUCAAACCCCACAAUUGAAAAUAUAUUUCUAUUUUAUGUUUGCAGUCACCAACUCAUGAUUUUCCCCGCGAUUAUUCCAGAAUGUGGCCAUACUUACUGCAAAGAUUGCCUAGUACGAGUACAAAAUCAAGGGGCUGCAAAACACUGCCCAAGUUGUCGUACGCCAAUAUCUAGCGAACUGAAAACCAACUUCACCGUCAAGAAGCUCGUGGAGAAUUUAGAAGCAAAAUGUGACCUCUGUCAAUUGGAAGGUAAAAUUGAACAACUCGCGAAUCAUAAAUGCCCGGAGGAGGAGAUUAAAUGUGAAAACGGUCAAUGCAGUACCAAAGUGAAGAGAAAAGACCAGGAAAGACACGAGGAAGAAUGCAUUUUCAAAGUGGUGUUCUGCGAGAGGUGUCAUCGAAGCACCACAGUGGCAAACUUAGAAAUCCACCGCGAGGAGACAUGUCCGGAAGGUGAAACUAACUGUCCACUUAAGUGUACGAAGCGUCCAAAAAGGUAUGUUUGAUCUUACAAAUCUCAACAGUAUCACAUUGAGUUUCAUUCGUUAAUAAGGCAGCCAGUGGUCUCGCCACGUGGUGAGUUCGCCCCAACUAGUUUGAACCAGAAGAAAUCGUGCUCAAUCAUAGUAGCUCCAUGAUAACCGGAAUUAGCCUCGGAAAAUUUUUAGAACUAAAUCCACGAUCCAUGAGCCAUUAUGAUUUUAUUAUGAGACCCCGUACUCUCUUUGUACCAAAGCUUGUUUCGAGGUAAACUGUGAUUCAACUGAAGCACUUGACAUACUUUGCCAACCCUUUUGUGCCGUGGGGUGUGGUAGUGUUCAGUUUUUUUUAAAAAGGCUAAAAUUGACCCAUUUUGACUUACUUUUACGUCACUCUUUGAUUACGAUAGCAACUUAAUAAGCAACUUGUUUACUGGCAGUUUUUGUCGCAACACCAACUGCAGUUGUGAUAAAGGCUGACGAGUCCUCAGCUUCUACGUUUGCAGGAUUAGGAUCAACUUUCGCGGCUGAGUGAAAAUGACUAGCCUCAGUUACGUUGUAAUAAGAAUGAUAUGCCUGACUUCAGGUCGAGGGCGGUGCUAUGAUCAAAACCGGGUGAUCAUAUGCAGAUCUCCUUGAAGUCUGCGGCCAAUCUUUAUAAAGCUUCAAAGUGGAAUUUUUAAGGAUAGAAAUUUCUUACGAUUGCGGUGUCAUAUCCAACUAGGACGAAAAAGUCCUGUAGAAAGCUUUACUUUCAUUAAGCUGCAAUCGGUAGCUGGUUGAGAAUAUGCGUGUUCAGUGCAAAAGGCCGCGGCAUAGUUGAUAGUACGGAACCAAGCUUUUCGCGGCGCGAUGUAGGCGAAAUGGCACUGACCUAUUCUGGACCGCAUUGAAAGUGUGUCAUGGUUACGCUCUAACGCUUUCCUUAGCUAUGACUGUUGUAUGACUGCUGGACAUGUUUUUAAUAAAGCUAUUGACAAGAGUUCACCGAGAUAGCUAGUGCCGUAAAUUAAGCUUGAGUUGGUUCAUUAGGCCGGGUUAAAUCACUGAUAUUAUAACAAUCUAUACUCUUUCGUAGGAGAGAGCUACAACUUCACCUCAGCGAGUGCCGCCAAAGGCAAAGAGAAUGCAACAUUGUGGGCUGCAAGUUCUGGGGGAACAGCCGCAGCUUAGCCGAACACAACAAGGAUGAAGCGGAGAGACACGUGUCUCUUUUACUUAUAGAGAACCGAAAACUUCAAGAAGCUCUUCUCGGUGCC
Molecule: messenger RNA, 1832 nt
Organism: Porites evermanni
Lineage: Eukaryota; Metazoa; Cnidaria; Anthozoa; Scleractinia; Poritidae
Source: the annotation of a GenBank genome assembly